Molecule: messenger RNA, 1750 nt
Organism: Pocillopora meandrina
Lineage: Eukaryota; Metazoa; Cnidaria; Anthozoa; Scleractinia; Pocilloporidae
Source: the annotation of a GenBank genome assembly
CGUUCAAAGACUCGCCAAGAUAUAAUUGUUUGUCGCACGAAAGAUAGCUUUUUUUCUCCUCGAAGCUGACCGAAGAGGAGGUGUUUGAUAAAACAGAACUACCUAAAUUUCACCAAGUUUAUAUCGGAUCUCUUCGGAGCGUGCAUUUGUAGCUUCAAUGUACACCAACAACUUUAAAUUCAUACUAAUUUUGGCGAGUUUGUUGUUUGUUACGGGAUUUAUUUCCCUGGUGAUUUUGUCUACAACGCAAGUGAUGCCCGCUCGGAGAGGGCUGAGCUACGAAAAAGUAACUUGCCGAGUUACACGUAGGGAAAUAUUUUGUGAAAGAGGAAACUGUAGUGAAUGUAUCUCUGGUGGAACCAGUACUUCCUUGUGUCUCAAAGUGUACGUGCUAUGUGGUAAUCACGACGAAAUUAUAAACAAAAACCUUUCAAGCUACAAGGAAAGCGGAUAUCUGCUUCGUAAAGAUGUGUACCACUUGAACGACCAGGUAACAUAAAUUCUUAAUACUUUUUUUAUACAAUUUCUCUCAAAGAUGGUUAGGACUUAGUUCCAAAUUUUGAGAUAACUUAGUAUGCAAAUUCUUUUUAUUUUUACAUUUACAUCUCAGCGCAUCCCGAAAGUGAACACCUGGAAACAUCGUAUAAAAUUCCACCUAAAAAUGAGUUAGUAGUUUUGCACUUUCGUAUUUGAUUUGAAAAAUUUAACCAUGAUACUGCUAUAUAGGUAACAUCGACAAAAUAAGUUUCAAAACUUCAUGGAUAUUUCAAAUAGUCGACGCCUCCUCGCUCAGUCAAGAAAAUAGGGAAUUAAAGGCCAGAAAAAGCGUCUCUCAAUAUUUUAUAUUUCCAAUACAUUAUUUCCGCGAACAACAAUUAGCUGUAAGGGUCACUAAUUCAAGUGAACUUUUCCUGUAGCUGACGUUUUGUUUACUCCUUUUAAUCAAGCUCAGAGAAUAAUAAAAAACAUCCACGUAAAAAGACAGAAACAGGCCAUGAAUGACUCGGCAGCUGUUUCGUUAAUUAAUUUCUACGUGCGAACAACAAAAGUCAAGGAACUCGCGCUACGCGCUCGUAUCAGGGAUCACUCGCAUGUGAAACUCGCGUGUAAAUUUUCAACUUCGAAAACGCCAGCCACCCAAUUCGCGCUUUUACUAAAUUGAGAAAAAAAAGGAAAGUGAGGAACAUUAUUUAUCGAAAUGACAAUCCUUAUCAUUCAGCAAAAGUUUAUCUAACAUUUCUGUGUUUCCAACGAUUCAUUCUUUUCAGUGCACUCGUAAGCUAAAUUCAAUCUGCAGCUCGGACUCAGCUCCCACCCCAAAUGGACUGCACCACUUUCAAGUUGGAAAGGAGAAGACUGGGCCUAAGUACCAGUAUUAUCGCAACCCGAAUGUUCCGGAUGAGGUUGUGUAUGAAAAUCACAGCAAAGAUUACAGAAAGGUCGUGCUACACAGCGUGUUGUGGCCGACCGCUUUGAUAGGACUUUCCAUUUUAAUUGUCACUGCAGCCAUGUGCCUUAGCCCAACGUCGAAAGAUUACAGAAGAAUACCAUAAACUGUUAAACGAGUGGAAACUAAUAAUUGAGAGUUAAGUUGGGUCCUGCUAUGGUUUAAAUUCCUUGCGGAGUAAAUGGACACCAUGGGAAAAAAUCGCUGGCUCAAGUCACAAGAUACCAACCAAGUUCAGUGAGAACUUAAACAACUUCAUAAUUGCUAGCAAGAGGGCUUGAGGUUUAUCAGCGAGAGGGCAGC